Messenger RNA from Colletotrichum graminicola M1.001, 471 nucleotides. RefSeq lists its product as uncharacterized. The transcript has 3 exons. The coding region runs from base 1 to 471 and encodes 156 amino acids. The record is from RefSeq and is a predicted model, not a curated record. NCBI's taxonomy places the organism in Eukaryota, Fungi, Ascomycota, Sordariomycetes, Glomerellales, Glomerellaceae.
AUGUCGUCGCUCUCAUCCACGCAACUCAUCGGCAAUGCCAAUAAAAUCAACCAAACGUGCAACCUUGUCCGUGAAUUCUUUCAAGAUGAACAAGAGCACCACGCCACAGUGGUCGAUGAGGCCACACUGAGAAUCUUCUUAGAGUCAGACAAGGCAUGCUCCCUGCGUCAACCGGAGGCGCGAGACUACCUCAGCGACUACUACCGCAAAAAGGCACUGGUUCUUGAGGUGAAGUCUUUGAUUAACUCCCCGAACCCGGACGUGGAGGUAGCGACUUUCUGGGCCACACUUUGGACGAUGCGUACUACCGAUGUGGAGAGACUACUUCAUGAACUACGCACAAAGAACAGAACCAUGAUAUUUCGUGGAUCAACGUCCUUGGCUAAAGACAACGUUGACAAUGCCUCACAACGUCCGAAACGAAACGAGUCGGCGGUCGAUCUCGCUAAGCAGCGCGACAAAGAGUUUUGA